This is a messenger RNA of Ricinus communis (castor bean), 1434 nucleotides long. RefSeq lists its product as uncharacterized. The transcript has 2 exons. Lineage: Eukaryota; Viridiplantae; Streptophyta; Magnoliopsida; Malpighiales; Euphorbiaceae. The record is from RefSeq and is a predicted model, not a curated record. Bases 178 to 1251 code for a protein of 357 amino acids.
CAUCUUGAAAGCAAAGUUCAUUGAAGGAUAUAUGACCCUACCUCAAUUGCUUUCUUGAGAGGGCAAAUCCCCAUUUCAGAAAAGAAAGAAAGAAAGCAAGCGAAGCAAAGAAGAAAGGAAGAGAAAAAAGAAAGCUACAAAGGAAAAAGGCUCAUAUAAAAAUCAAAAGAAGAAGAUAUGGAAGAAGUGAAAGUGAUGAUGAUGAUCAAUGGCGUAGAAAAUACUAGGAAUGAGUCCUUUCCUCUUGAGCCCAUCACCACUACCACUUGCCCAACCUGGAAAUUGUACGAGAAUCCUUUUUAUAAUUCACACAAUACUAAACAGCAUCAACACCUUCAGCAUUCCCAAACCAAUAAGCAUCUUCCUCUCUCUGCUAGAAAGAUAGCUGCUUCUUUCUGGGAUCUCACCUUCCUUAGACCUAUUAUGGAGACUGAGCUAGACUUCGCUCGAGCCCAGAUCAUUGAAUUGAAAGCUGAGCUUGAAUAUGAAAGAAAGGCUCGAAAGAAAGGGGAGACGAUGAAUAAAAGAUUGGCUAAAGAACUAGCUGAAGAGAGAAGAGGAAGAGAAGCACUUGAGAGGGUAUGCGAACAGCUUGCUAAAGAGAUUUCAUUUGAUAAAGCUGAGAUUGACCGCAUGAAAAGAGAAAUAGAGGAGGAAAGAAGGAUGCUAAGGAUGGCAGAAGUAUUAAGAGAAGAAAGGGUUCAGAUGAAGCUUGCUGAGGCAAAGAUUCUCUUUGAAGAAAAGCUGUUAGAAUUACGAGGAACUCAACACUCGACAGAACCUGAUGAGAGUUCAACAUUGAAGAUGGAACAGGAACAAGAACAAGAAAAGUACAAGAAUCAACAAGGUCAUAAGACUAUUCCUGUAAUUGCAAUUGCUUCCAAAGCUGCUACUAAUUUAUCAGGGAAAUUUAACAGGCUGUUCUUGGGUGACACUGAUAAGUUGUGUGAUGAAAAUAGCUGUUCUGAUUCAAGAGAAUCAACAAGGGCUGUUUUUAGUGGGAAAUCAUCAUAUAAUGAUAAUCUUGGCAGUGUUCCAUCAAUGACAAUUCAGCGAAGAGCAUCACCAGAGCCAGAGAAUCCUCAUAUAAAGCGAGGGAUCAAAGGGUUCGUGGAGUUUCCUCGAGUAGUUCGAGCAAUCGGAUCCAAAAGCAGACACUGGGGAACAAAGCUGGAGUGUCAAAAAGCUCAGCUAAGGAUUCUGUUAAGACAGAAGAGUCCUAUCAGAUCCAAUAAUCUCAUUAUCAGUUAAAAGAAUUAUUGGAAGAUUGUAAGGAUACUGUAAACAUGCUUUUGAAUAUGCAAUUGUUGGGAGAGGAGUGUUACAACUUUGCAAAAAUGUACAUGACUUUUGUGUUCAUCAAUACUCAAAGACAUCAUUGUUAAUUUUUCUGAAUCUUUAAGGCUGUGAAAUCUGUAAGCAUUGCUUUAGAUC